Fraxinus pennsylvanica is the source of this 1479-nucleotide messenger RNA. The record is from the annotation of a GenBank genome assembly. NCBI's taxonomy places the organism in Eukaryota, Viridiplantae, Streptophyta, Magnoliopsida, Lamiales, Oleaceae.
AUGGAUUCCUCUGUUUUCUUCUUCAUUUUCUUCAUACUGCUACAAAUUUCACUAUCUCAUUCGAGUUUGAUUCUACCAUUAACGCACUCACUUUCCCCAACCCAAUACAACACCACGCACCACCUUCUCAAAUCUACCGCCGCCCGUUCGGCCACCCGCUUCCACCACCACCGCAACCGAAACCACCGCCAAGUUUCUCUCCCUCUCACCCCAGGCAGUGAUUACACCCUAUCCUUUUCACUCGGUUCCCAGACUAUCUCUCUGUAUAUGGAUACUGGCAGUGACAUUGUGUGGAUUCCUUUUCACCCUUUCGAUUGUAUACUCUGCGAAGGAAAGUAUAAUCCUAUUUCAGUCCCCAAUCCCGGCCCUCUCAAUCUUACCUCAGCCACACCAAUCACCUGUAAACAUCGUGCAUGUUCAGCAAUCCAUUCCUCUGCACCUUCCUCCGACCUCUGCGCCAUGGCGAAAUGUUCAUUAGAAGAAAUUGAAACAGGGGACUGCAAAUCGUCGCCUUGUCCACCUUUUUACUACGCGUAUGGCGAUGGAAGCUUCAUUGCAAGGCUUUAUGAAGAUACUUUAUCGAUACCUAUGUCAACACCUUCUUUUAAUCUGAAAAAAUUUACCUUUGGUGUUGCGCAUAGUGCUCUUGGUGAGCCUAUUGGUGUUGCUGGCUUUGGGCGGGGACCUCUAUCUUUGCCGGCCCAACUAGCCCGCGAUUCUCCUGAUAUAGGUAACUAUUUUUCGUACUGUUUGAUAUCGCACUCGUUCGACACUACCCAUGUUCUUCGCAGACCGAGUCCACUCAUUCUGGGACAUAGAUACUCGGGUGAAGAAAAAAGCAAAAAUGAGUUAACCAUGAAUGACAACAAUGGAGUUGUUUAUAGCUACACCCCAAUGCUUGAAAAUCCAAAGCAUCCCUAUUUUUACUGCGUUGGAUUGGAGGCUAUUUCAAUGGGGAAGAGGAAGAUACAGGCACCCAAUAGCAUGAAAAGAGUUGAUAGAAAGGGUAACGGCGGAAUGGUGGUGGAUUCCGGUACCACUUUCACUAUGUUACCAGCUAAGUUCUACGACUCAGUAGUGAGCGUGUUUGAUACCCGAGUUGGCGCGUUUUACAAGCGGGCGAGUGAGGUCGAGGACCGGACUGGACUCAGUCCGUGUUAUUAUGGUGAUGCCAAUGAGAAAUUUUUCAGAAAUGUGCCUCAAUUGGUGUUGCAUUUGGGAGGGAAUUCAACCGUGGUGAUGCCGCGAAGAAAUUAUUUCUACGAGUUCUUAGAGAAUGAUGGGAAGGUGAAGCGGCGUGUGGGUUGUAUGAUGCUGAUGAACGGUGGCGCUGUGGCAGAUGAGGAGGAUCCCGGCGGGCCGGCAGGGCUGUUGGGAAAUUACCAGCAGCAGGGGUUUGAAGUGGUUUAUGACUUGGAGAAAAAACGGAUCGGGUUCGCCCGGAGGCAGUGCGCAUCUUUGUGGGAUAGUCUGAACUAG